Messenger RNA from Glycine soja, 1170 nucleotides. Its product is annotated as phosphoglycerate mutase-like protein 4. The record is from RefSeq and is a predicted model, not a curated record. The transcript has 7 exons. Gene Ontology annotation, cellular component: cytosol; cytoplasm. The coding region runs from base 101 to 859 and encodes 252 amino acids. Lineage: Eukaryota; Viridiplantae; Streptophyta; Magnoliopsida; Fabales; Fabaceae. Gene Ontology annotation, molecular function: phosphatase activity.
GAGUGUUGUUAUCACUCCUCUAAAUAUAAAGAUCAGCGAAAACAAGCGCAGCUUCAUUGUUUGACUCUGACUCACUCGCUCGCUCCCUCCCUCAGAAACCAUGGCCGAAUUUGCCAUCAACAACAACAACAACGGUUCCCAUUCCAGCAUUAACAGCCCCCAUCCUGAUUAUGCGGAGAUUGUUGUGGUGCGUCAUGGCGAAACAGCUUGGAAUGCUACUGCAAAAAUCCAGCCUUGGUAUGUUCAAAUUUCGCUCAUAUGUAAACAGGGGCACCUGGAUGUUGAAUUAAAUGAAAAUGGAAGACAGCAAGCAGCUGUAGUGGCUGAUAGACUAUCCAGGGAACCUAAGGCCUCUGUUAUAUAUUCUUCUGACUUGAAACGGGCUUUUGAAACAGCACUGAUAGUUGCAUCCAAGUGUGGAGGGAUCGAGGUUGUCAAGGAUUCUGACCUACGGGAGAGACACCUAGGGGAUCUUCAAGGCCAUGUUUUUCAUGAAAUAGCAAAAACUAAUCCCACAGCUUACAAGGCUUUUGUGUCUAAGAACGAAGAUCAAGAAAUACCAGGUGGUGGAGAAAGUCUUGUUCAACUUUAUGAUCGCAGCACAUCUGCAUUGCUUAAAAUUGGCUUAAAGCAUAAAGGGGAGCGAGUAAUUGUUGUCUCUCAUGGAGGAUUCAUCAGAGCCCUUUACAAGUGGGCAUGCCCAAAUGGUAAGCCUGGGAAGGUACUCAAUACAUGUGUUAGUGUUUUUCACUUGUACGGUGAGGACAAAUGGACCUUAAAAGUGUGGGGUGAUGUCAGUCAUCUGAACGAAACUGGAUUUCUAGAGUCUGGUUUUGGAGGUGAUAGAAAUUCUGGUUAGGCCAUUGUUUCCUAUUUAAGGUAAUAAAGGUUUGAUUGUUUCCCAUCCGAAGUUAAUAAAAGAUUAGAGAAAGAGCAGAAAAUGGAUAUUAAUCAGUGGUGCUAAAUAUGAUUUUGGCCCCUAUUUAUGUUUUGUAUCUUAGCAUGCAAAUAUAUGGUCACCAUGUAAGGAUAUGCCUAAACUAUUUAAUUUUGUGGAGGUGAUGUCAAUCUCCUUUAUAGAAUUGUUUCUUUUAAAAUCUUUUCGAAGCUUUCAUGGAGUGAUGAAUGUAAUGAUACACUUUUCAUGUUAGUAUUUUUAAUUUGUAUAUA